Molecule: messenger RNA, 1298 nt
Organism: Stylophora pistillata
Lineage: Eukaryota; Metazoa; Cnidaria; Anthozoa; Scleractinia; Pocilloporidae
Product: alpha- and gamma-adaptin-binding protein p34-like
Molecular function (GO): GTP binding; GTPase activity
Source: RefSeq, a predicted model, not a curated record
AAGCUGUGUUUAAACUUAUUUGCAACUGUACCCGGAUAAUAUCAUCCGCAGAAACAAGUAAAUUCUAAGAUUCUCGUAAAGUUCAAGAUCCUGAUCAAUUCAUAAGUUCAGUCAAAAGGAGGACAGGGAAGACAGAGCGUUAAAAAGUUAAAAGUCAUAGACUUCCAUUCUACUACUGUACAAACUUCUUCGCAGGCAGAAGCACAAACUUAAAAACUCCUUACCUUCACAAGAAUUUCUCCGAUAUCAGUCGGUCCUGGCUGAAUAUCUGUCAAAGAAAACAUGUUAAGUGUGACGAUUUAUACUUAGUAGACCAGUUGAUAGCUUUUAGUGCUCAUGAAGUUCAAAACACCGCCAUUUCAGGGAAGAUUGACUUUUGGCGUCUCCUUCUCCAAGCAACCAUGUUGUAAAUAUCUCAAAUGAACACGCAGUGCUCAAAAGAUUGAGCCAGCGGCACAUACACCUGUUUGAUUCGUUGUUAUGUAAAUCGAAAGUCCAACAUGGCGGAUGACAUUGGCCAAGUCCUAGUAGUCAGCUGUAGUUCGUUUCUUUCCCCUGAAGACAUUAUUCGUGAAAUGUGUAAGACAGAAAUUUCAUCUCCAAAAGAGCAAUCAAAUGGCAUUUUGAGUGCAUACCAAUGGAAAAUAGAGAAUAAGUAUUAUACAGCAGAUGUACAACUCUGUGCAUGUUCUGUGAGCUCUAUCCCUCCUCAAUGUGAGUUUGCUGCCAACAUGAACUUCCAGAGUGUCAUUAUUGCGUUUGAUCUUAAAGAGAAAUCAAGUUUUAACAAAAUGAAAUCAUGGCUGCCAUAUAUUAAGAAACAGGACCCCUCUGUGUUACUACUACUUAACUCUGGUAAAGGAGACAGCAGUGAAGAAAUCUCUAAAUCAGAGGUAGUUAAGUGGUGUUUGGAUAAUUCAUUUGAAUACAUUGAAAUGAUUUCUGAAGAAGAAGAAAGUGAAGAUGAAGAAGAUGACUUUCGAGAGAAGAUUGGGAUUGAUAGAGUGGUUGAGGCUCUUCAAUGUGCAGAGUGGCCAAACAUGAAAAUGCAAGAGAAUUCACGGGGUCAUAAAAGUUCUGAAGAGAACCAACAGGCAGAUGUUGUCCUCAACAACGACGAAAAACUAAACAGCGACCAAGCUGCGGCAGCCGAGCGGCCACCAGGUUUGUUAAAAGAGGGUUUGCUUGUACACUUAAUGAUCCGAGUGGAUUCAAUUGGAAGCACCUGGUGUCAACACAAUCAAGCCACGAAAAGUGGCAAUCUGAAUGCCUGGCCAAGCCACAGAAAACUUCAUUGA